Molecule: messenger RNA, 1997 nt
Organism: Neodiprion fabricii
Lineage: Eukaryota; Metazoa; Arthropoda; Insecta; Hymenoptera; Diprionidae
Product: glutamate-rich WD repeat-containing protein 1
Exons: 5
Coding region: 235-1632 (465 amino acids)
Molecular function (GO): protein binding
Source: RefSeq, a predicted model, not a curated record
CCGGUUCCUGGCUCUUCAGUGCAUAAAUAGGCUAAUCUGGGAUGGGUUCAUAUUAAAAACAAAAAAUGAAUGUUCAGGAAUAUUUACAAAUGAUAAACGAUAUCCCUGGAGACAUACCUGCUGUGAACUUCGGCUGCUAGAGCCUCAUUUGCCAACUAUGAUGUCUUCUGAAGCAAAACUCAGUGAUGGAUUAUACACCGGGGCACCAGAUUCAAUUGAGAAUUUGGUCAGGUAAUGGAUCCUGCAGAAGAAGCGAUGAUAGAAGUUGACGAUAGAGAAGCAGAAGAUGAUGGAGAUGAUGAUGACGAUGACGAAGCGGAAGAUGAAGAUAUGGAAGCAGAAGACGAUAAUGAUACAGAGAAAAAAAGUAAAAUUUACUUGCCAGGACAGCCACUAGAAAAAGGAGAAGAAUUGGUAGUAGAUCAUUCAGCAUAUAGAAUGUUACAUCAAGCUCAAACAGGGGCUCCGUGUCUAAGCUUUGACAUUAUCAGGGAUGACCUCGGUAUCUCACGGGAGACAUAUCCCAUGUCAAUGUACAUGCUAGCUGGUACGCAAGCUGCAAGAACACAUGUCAAUAACCUACUUGUCAUGAAAAUGUCUAACCUGCAUGGCACUGCUCGUAACAAUGAGGAAUCUGACGAGUCUGAUUCAGAUGAUGAUGACGAUGAAGACGAAGCUCGAGCUCCUGUUAUGACAGUUGCUUCUAUAAAACAUCAGGGCUGUGUGAAUAGAGUGAGAUGUACGCAAGUGCGGAACAAAGUCUUUGCUGCAAGUUGGAGUGAACUGGGUCGUGUAUCUCUUUGGGAUUUGAACGAGCAGCUGAGAGCAGUAGACGAUCCCUUGUUACUGAGUAAUUACCGUAAGCGAAAUGACCAAGGCAAUGAUGGAGCCAAACCAAUAUUUACAUUCAAAGGACACCUGCAGGAAGGAUAUGGCUUGGACUGGUGUCCUACCGAAGAAGGAACUCUGGCAUCGGGUGAUUGUAAAGGCAACAUUCACAUCUGGCAUCACAAUAAUAGCAGCAGUGGUGAAGACUGGCUUGUAGAUCAAAGGCCUUAUAAUUCCCAUGCUCCACAUAGUGUUGAGGAUCUCCAAUGGUCCCCAAACGAAAGGCAUGUGCUUGCCUCAUGUUCCGUCGAUAAAAGUAUAAAAAUUUGGGACACAAGAGCAAGUCCUCAGGCAGCGUGCAUGCUGACAGCAGGAGCGGCACAUACAGCUGAUGUAAAUGUAAUCUCAUGGAACAGAAAAGAAUCGCGUUUCCUGGUAUCUGGUGGCGAUGAUGGUAUUCUACACAUAUGGGAUUUGCGACAAUUCAGUCCCAAUGGUACUAAACCAGUUGCAACUUUCAAACAACAUACAGCGCCGAUAACAAGUGUAGAAUGGCAUCCUGGCGAAGCCACUGUCCUCGCGUCCGCUGGUGCAGAUGAUCAAAUAGCACAAUGGGAUCUCUCAGUGGAAGCAGAUAAUAUUGCAGAACAAGACAGUCAGCUUGCAUCAUUACCGCCUCAAUUAUUAUUCGUACAUCAGGGUCAAACUGACGUGAAGGAAUUACAUUGGCAUCCGCAGUGCCCAGGUACUCUUGUAUCUACUGCUCAUUCAGGUUUUAAUGUAUUUCGUACGAUUAGUGUAUGAUAUGUAUUGGCUUGCAAUAAAGUACUGUAAGAAGACACUGCCUCAAACAUUUACCAUGAAUACUGUCUUAAGAAUAUUGCAUUAAAGAGAGAGAUAACAAAUCUUGGCUUUAUUGAUAGUUGUGUAAAGUUUUAUUUUCACUAAUUGAUAGCAUUGAAGUCAGUCAUCUAGGUAAAUACGUUAUAUAUACAUGUAUUUUAUGUAUGUAUAAUAAUCAAUUAAUUACAGGUAUAGAGUAAAUAGAUAUCUGAAUUUCAUGCAUAUUGCGUAUAAUACAUGUAUAAAUAUUAACCCAUUCAUGGGACACUUGGCCGUUAUGUUUAUCGUCCAGCGUUAUAUACUUUCUUUUAAAUAAUCUGCUAAAA